CGGGUUGCAUCUGCGGUGGAAUUUGUUGUCCGCUUGGAAAACGGUUCGCUUGAAACGGUGUCGGUAUUGGGCAAACAGAAGUUCGUUAGUUUCGCUUGCCUUCAUAUGCCGCCGGCGGCCGAGUGCGUGAGGGAGAAGUGACAAAAUAAAAGGUUGGAUUCGAUUGUUGAACCGAUUGCGUGAAAUUGUUUCGACUACUCGGCGAUAAUUAUUUGUCGCACUGAGCACUGGCACGUAUGGUUUUCGGUGUUUGGAUUAUUUUCAACGCAUCUGCAAAACGAUGGUGAACUGGGCAUCAAGCAGCACAACCGUCAUCACCACGGUGACCAAACCGACUCCGAAUGAAACAUCUAAACCGGAUACGAUUACAACGAUUACCACAAAAUACCCCACGUUUCGAAACAGUUCCCUCAAAACGGUGUACCUCUGGCUGGCAGGAAAACGCCGAGAUGAUGGCGCCGAAGGUUUGUGGCGAAUCCACGAUUCGUUAUACGAUUUGACAGAAUUCGUUGAGCGCCAUCCCGGCGGUGCCGAUUGGAUUAGACUGACAAAGGGUACCGACAUAACGGAAGCAUUCGAAACUCAGCACAUUCGAAACAAGGCUGAACUGUUGCUUCCCACGUUCAAAGUUCGUGCUGCUCAGAGCCCACGAAAUGUUCGACUGACGUUCCAUGAGCAAGGAUUUUAUAAAACUCUGAAACGACGGGUCAGUGAAAAACUGACUGAGCUUGACCAUCGACCGGCGAAGAUCUCGGAAUUGAUUCAGGAUUCCUUGCUGGUCGCAUCCUUUACGUUGGCAUUUGCGGCAGUUAAAUUGAAUAGCUUUUUGCUGGCGGCAGUCUGUGGGCUGUUCCUUGCGUGGACAUUAAUUUGCGCACACAAUUUCUUCCAUCGAAAGGACAAUUGGAGGAUGCUGAUUUUUAAUGUGUCCUUUUUCAGUUACAGGGAAUGGCGAAUAUCUCACGUGAUUUCACAUCAUUUGUUCCCGAAUUCCAUGCUGGAUCUGGAAAUUUCUUUCUUCGAACCAUUCCUGUGCUGGCUUCCACGUUCUCCGAGAAAAAAUCUCGUCCAACGAUUCGGAUCUUGGAUUUAUGUACCGUUCGUAUAUACUGUUAUGUUUUUCAAUGAACUCGUGAAACGCGUGAUCGAAACAUUUUACACCAGGAAAAAUAUGUUCCAUCUGGAUGACUUGAUAACUUUGAUAUUGCCCACUUUCAUGUACGUCACGGGGUCGAGCAAUUUGAAAACAGUACUGACCAUGUGGAUGUUUAUCGUUCUGGUGGCAAGCUUCGUCUUUGGAUUCAUUGGUCUAAAUGCGGCUCAUCAUCAUCCGGAGAUAGUCCACUCGGGCGAUUUGAUCCCCACGGACAUUGAUUUUGGAAUCUACCAAAUUGCGACGGUCAUCGAUCGGUCUGACAUUAAAGGUUCGCAGUUUCAGGUGCUAACCAGCUUCGGGCACCAUUGUUUGCAUCAUCUGUUUCCGACAAUGGAUCACGGAUUAUUAUCCCAGUUGUAUCCGGUAUUUUUCGAGACUUGCGCAGAAUUCCAGUUAGAGUAUCGAGAGUGCCCGUGGUGGCGGAUGAUCAUUGGUCAGUAUCAACAGUUGGCUCGAAUCGAUCCGAUUACCUACGUACCGUCGAAGAAGUUCCUCUGAAGAGGAGGAUGUCUUCCCGUAAUCCGGAUGAAACCCUGAUAUGUCUGUUCGGAGCGGUACGAUAUUGAAGUAAAAUAGGCUGUGGCAUUAUAUUGUUAGGACUUACGCGUAGAAUUUGUUUUUAAUUUCUUAAUAUUAUCCAAUACUUUAUGUCGUUAAAAUGUGUAAGCUCUGCCAAAUAUGUUUAGUGCAGUGUCAAUAAUUUAUAUUUUAUAAAAUCCUGUUUUAAACUGUUAGCAAUUCCGAACAAUUUUAUUGAAGUUUCUCUUUCAGGCUCUCUCAGUCUCGGCAAGCAAAAAUUAGUCAUUUAGCCGAAUUUUCAUGACCCAAGAGUUUUGAGAAAUACAUUUUGUGUUAAAAAGAA
This is a messenger RNA of Topomyia yanbarensis, 2018 nucleotides long. RefSeq names its product cytochrome b5-related protein-like. Gene Ontology annotation, biological process: lipid metabolic process. The coding region runs from base 281 to 1654 and encodes 457 amino acids. The transcript has 6 exons. The record is from RefSeq and is a predicted model, not a curated record. Gene Ontology annotation, cellular component: mitochondrion. Gene Ontology annotation, molecular function: heme binding. NCBI's taxonomy places the organism in Eukaryota, Metazoa, Arthropoda, Insecta, Diptera, Culicidae.